AUGUUGCACGAACGCCCUUCAGGCAAGAGAUCUGCUCUUACUUUGCGUCCAGGGUACGUGCUAACGUUCUUCAUACUCUGCCUUGCCGCUUACUAUUUCGUUGUACCAGGCACUUUGCCGGUGGACAAGAGAUCAUCUAGGGGGGCACUGGAUCAAAAAUCUAAGAACACAUUCAAACUAAAAUCUAUUUACAGGCAUGGGGUUGGAGACGAUUACCGCUUGCACCAGAGGCUAGAAGUGACUCCACAACUGAUCGCCGAGGCUGGAACAAUAUAUCAAGAAGCUGCCGCUCAAAUACAGGAUGACGAAGAUCAAGAACCCCUAUGGAUCAACAGUGCUGACUAUGCUACUACCAAUCCAUUUGACUUUAGGUUUCAGCUGCGGAAGAUGCCACUAACAUUGAAGCGCAUGAAGCGAAGAGAUCCUGAUUUUAUGGAGGCAUAUAUAACCGGAGAGACAUACAUGGCAGAGGACGAGACAUACGCCAUGUGGAUAAAUGAUGAUGUCGUGGCGCCUAAUGUCACCGAUAGGGAUACAGUAGUUUCAUUGGCGUUGAUGUCGUCUAAUGCAUACGUAAGAAUACCGCAAACGGGGGACUGGCGUAAUGUCACAGGACCAUGGAAUGAAACGGAGCCGGAAGAUUUUGGCUGGGACGGUGAUGGCAUUCGUGGCCAUGUUUUUUACAAUGAAUUAGAGAACAUCGUGGUGCUGUCGAUAAAGGGGACUAGCGCGCAGGGUCUACCGGGAUCUGGUGAAGAUGAAACCACGGGCAACGACAAGGUCAACGACAACCUGCUAUUUUCGUGUUGUUGUGCAAGAGUGAGCUACCUAUGGACAACCGUGUGCGAUUGCUAUGUGAAGUCGUACACGUGCGAUGAGUCCUGUCUAGAGAAGGAGCUAAGACGCAAGGAUAGAUUCUACUCCGCGAUCAUUGACAUUUAUAAGGGCGUCCUGGAAGAAUAUCCUGACGCGGCCAUAUGGGUCACAGGUCACUCGCUGGGUGGCGCAUUGGCCAGUCUGUUGGGCCGCACGUUUGGACUACCAGCGGUCGCAUUCGAGUCUCCGGGCGAGUUACUAGCUUCCAGGAGGCUACAUCUGCCAUUCCCCCCAGGACUACCCUCAUACAUGGAGGGCAUAUGGCACUUCGGGCACAACGCAGACCCGAUCUUCAUGGGCACAUGCAACGGAGCCAGCUCCAGUUGCUCACUGGUGGGCUACGCCAUGGAAACCGCAUGCCACACGGGUAGAGUCUGUGUCUACGACGUGGUCAACGACAAAGGUUGGAGCGUCAACAUGUUCAACCACAGAAUUCACAAGGUCAUCGACGAAGUUCUGCUUGGCUACGAGCAAGCUGCCAGAUGCGUGGAGCCAGAACCCUGCGUAGACUGCUACAACUGGAACUUUGUUCCUAGCAGAAACUGGGAUUCCUCAUCGAGGCUUGUUACUAAGACUAGAAGCCACGUUACACCAACCAGAACCACCCGCAUCACCGCCACCACCACCUCUUCAUCCACUUGUGUAGGUCGCAAUUGGCUUGGCUUUUGCACCAAGUACGAAUUGUAA
This is a messenger RNA of Saccharomyces kudriavzevii IFO 1802, 1563 nucleotides long. RefSeq names its product triglyceride lipase ATG15 (gene ATG15). The coding region runs from base 1 to 1563 and encodes 520 amino acids. Gene Ontology annotation, biological process: piecemeal microautophagy of the nucleus; multivesicular body membrane disassembly; macroautophagy. The transcript has a single exon. Gene Ontology annotation, molecular function: glycerophospholipase activity. The record is from RefSeq and is a predicted model, not a curated record. Lineage: Eukaryota; Fungi; Ascomycota; Saccharomycetes; Saccharomycetales; Saccharomycetaceae.